This is a messenger RNA of Chelmon rostratus (copperband butterflyfish), 1677 nucleotides long. RefSeq names its product solute carrier family 1 member 8b (gene slc1a8b). Lineage: Eukaryota; Metazoa; Chordata; Actinopteri; Chaetodontiformes; Chaetodontidae. Gene Ontology annotation, biological process: L-glutamate transmembrane transport. The transcript is spliced from 11 exons. Gene Ontology annotation, cellular component: plasma membrane. The record is from RefSeq and is a predicted model, not a curated record. Bases 1 to 1677 code for a protein of 558 amino acids. Gene Ontology annotation, molecular function: neutral L-amino acid transmembrane transporter activity; L-glutamate transmembrane transporter activity; glutamate:sodium symporter activity.
AUGAUUGAGUGCUUGGAGAAGGUGUUGAAGAGUAUGGUGUCUGUGAAAGUCAGGGCGUAUGUGAAGGACUACUGCAAGAGGAACGGCCUGCUGACACUGUCCGUCAUUGCUGUGGUGACGGGGUGUGUGCUCGGAUUUCUCCUCCGGUCGCUCAAUCUGUCCACACAGGCUAAGAUCUACUUCUCCUUCCCUGGAGAACUGCUGAUGAGGAUGUUAAAGAUGUUGAUUCUGCCGCUCAUCACCUCCAGUCUUAUGUCCGGCCUGUCAGCCAUGGACACGAGGGCAAGCGGUCGACUGGGAGUCCUGACCAUCACCUACUACCUGUGGACGACCUUCAUUGCUGUCAUCGUCGGCAUCGUGCUGGUGCUCAUCAUCCACCCGGGGACAGGCUCGGAGAAAGACGGCCACCAUGCAAGUUCAGGGCCUGUCAUGACCUCCGCUGAUGCUCUGCUGGACCUCAUCAGGAACAUGAUCCCAUCAAAUCUAAUUGAAGCAACUUUUCAGCAGUACCGAACGGACCUGGUUCCUAUCGUGCAGAGCGCUGAUGUCAAAGAGUCUCAGGCAAACUAUGUGUAUGUCAUGCCCGACUACCACAACCCUCAGCUGGGCCACCCGGUCUUCCUGGAGAUCACCCCUGCUCCUGACAUCAAGUAUAAAAUCGUCCCCAGUACCAGCAAGGGCAUGAACGUACUGGGGAUUGUCAUCUUCUCGGCCACCAUGGGUCUGCUGCUGGGGAAGAUGGGAGAGCGUGGAGCUCCCCUGGUCAACGUGUGCCAGUGCAUCAACGAGUGUGUCAUGAAGAUCAUUAACGCUGCCAUGUGGUACUUCCCCUUCGGCAUCGUUUUCCUCGUGGCAGGGAAGAUCCUGGACAUGCACGACCCGGCCCACCUGGGAGAGAAGCUGGGCAUGUACUUCAUCACGGUGCUGUCCGGUUUGUUUGUACACGGCCUCAUCCUGCUGCCCCUCUUCUUCUUCUUCUUCACUCGCAAAAAUCCCUUCCCUUAUAUCAGAGGGCUGCUGCAGGCCCUUGUCAUCGCGCUGGCCACGUCAUCCAGCUCAGCCACGUUGCCAAUCACCAUGAAGUGUCUCCUGGAGAACUGCGGAGUGGACAGGCAGAUCGCUCGCUUCGUGCUGCCAGUGGGAGCCACCAUCAACAUGGAUGGCACAGCCCUGUACGAGGCGGUGGCGGCCAUCUUUAUCGCUCAGGUCAAUGAGUAUGACUUGGACUUCGGGCAGCUCGUCACUAUCAGCAUAACGGCGACGGCAGCCAGCAUCGGGGCAGCUGGGAUACCUCAAGCGGGCCUGGUUACCAUGGUGAUUGUCCUGACCUCUGUGGGGUUACCGCCUGCUGACAUCUCACUGAUUGUGGCCAUCGAUUGGGUCCUUGAUCGGUUCCGGACGAUGAUCAAUGUUCUCGGUGAUGCCUUCGCUGCUGGGAUUAUGGCUCAUUUGUGCAAGAAGGACUUUGAGAGAGCGCCCACUCCUGCUGCAAGUACUGCUGCUGCCAGUAACGGAGGUGGCCCCCAAAGGAGAGACACGGUAAUCUCCUUUGGUAAUCAAAGCGUGGCGUUGUCUGACGCACCUCUCAUCGCACACCGCUGCGAUUACGUGUUUGAGGUGGACGGAGACAACGUGCUGGAGAGACCUGUGGCCUGCUACAACCUCUGCCAAGUGUGA